Messenger RNA from Iphiclides podalirius (scarce swallowtail), 534 nucleotides. Lineage: Eukaryota; Metazoa; Arthropoda; Insecta; Lepidoptera; Papilionidae. The record is from the annotation of a GenBank genome assembly.
AUGCAAAAAAAUUCACAUGAUGUAAUUGAAAAUGAACUGCAAGCUGAGAAAGUUCUGAAUGAAGACAGUACGAAUAUAAGGACCAGAGUGAAUACAUUACCUGAAGAGAUGCAGAUUGAUACACAAUCUACCACAGCUGAAGAUUUGUCAGAAAAAAAUACUGAUUCUGAUUUGGCUAAGUUUCGGUGUCAAUUAUGCCCUAAAGGAUUUAAGCAUCCAACAUCUUUAACUUUGCAUAAAGAUUCACAUGCAGGAAAAACACAAUGUCCGCUGGGACGGGGUGGCACACGCGAGGGCGGCGGGGGUCGGACGGGCUGCGCUCAAUACGCGCGCGCGCCGCGCAACUCACGGAGAAAGCGCAUACAGUCGAGAUUGCUUUGCAAAACGCCGCGCGACGGCGCAAUGGGGGUAUUGAUCGGCGGCGGCGGCGGGUCGCGAGACGCCGGCGUUCCCGCCUGCCGCCUAAAUAAAGCUCGCAUGUGUGCCGCCCUACGUCGAUGCCGUCGCCUCCGCCACCGCCGCUGGGCCGACGCG